Messenger RNA from Parnassius apollo (apollo), 507 nucleotides. The record is from the annotation of a GenBank genome assembly. NCBI's taxonomy places the organism in Eukaryota, Metazoa, Arthropoda, Insecta, Lepidoptera, Papilionidae.
AUGCAAAAACUGACGGAGCGCAUAGACGUCCUGAAGCAGAGAAUCGCUGCUUGGGGAAAGCGAAUUCGGCGAUAUACCGAGAGGUCGACACGGUGCAACCAGAAUCGUCUCUUCCAGAGUGAUCAGAAGAGGCUCUAUAAAUUAUUGGAGCGACCAAUGGUAAGUGGAACGGGCCCAGUACCGAAUCAGGCCGACACGGUCGCACUCUGGCGCAGCCUGUGGUCAGAGCCCGUAAACCACAACGAGGGCCCUUGGAUGGAAGUUGUGGCGAGUCAGUGUGCGGGUAUUACGCCCAUGGACCCCGUCACCAUAACGCCGGAUGACGUAGCUGAGGCGGUCCGUAGGGCCCCGAACUGGAAAAGUCCGGGACUCGACGGGCUGCAUCACUACUGGCUGAAGGGGUUCGUGGUGUGUCACACUGUGCUCGCCCGACAAGUUUCAAGAGGUUCUCAACCAGAAGUCGCUCCCGAGCCUCUUCAGUACUGGGAUCACCCAUUUGGUUCCUAA